Molecule: messenger RNA, 1317 nt
Organism: Lolium rigidum
Lineage: Eukaryota; Viridiplantae; Streptophyta; Magnoliopsida; Poales; Poaceae
Product: cysteine-rich receptor-like protein kinase 44
Exons: 7
Coding region: 28-1317 (429 amino acids)
Biological process (GO): protein phosphorylation
Molecular function (GO): ATP binding; protein kinase activity
Source: RefSeq, a predicted model, not a curated record
CUGCAGACCACAAGGAUCGACUUCCACAUGCUGAGCUUGCUAGCCGCUCAUUCUGCUUCAGCUUCAGAAACUACGCUCCCCACUUCGGAUCUCAUCCAGAUCUCUAAAGAGCUAAGACCACAGUCAGGAGUCAGGAGUCCUGCUCUGCUCUUCUCUACUCCGCAUCCACAUCAGGGAGAGCAUAAAAAUGGGGAGACCAUCGCUGUGAAGCUGCUUCAUUACAUUCCAGGACUUGAUGAUGAACAAUUUAAGAAGGAGUAUCUCAACCUUGCAAGUCUCCAACACAAGAAUAUUGUGAGGUUAGUUGGCUAUUGCCAUGAAACUCGACGAGAAAUCCUACCGUUUGAUGGGAAAAUGGUGUUUGCUGAGAUGACCAAGAGAGCACUUUGUUUCGAGUAUAUGGAGAAUGGAAGUCUUGACAAGUAUCUUUCUGAUGAAUUUACUGGACAUGAUUGGUGCACACGCUAUGCAAUAAUAAAAGGGAUUUGCCAAGGAUUGAAAUACCUUCACGAGGAACUGCAAUCUCCUAUGUACCAUUUGGAUAUAAAGCCAGCCAAUGUAUUGUUGGAUGACAAUAUGGUUCCAAAACUUGCGGAUUUUGGCUUGUCAAGGCUUUUCAGCGGAGGAAAAACACAAGUGACAAGAAGUGCUUUAGGAACACAUGGUUACGUCCCGCCGGAAUACAUUGAUGCGGCUGUUAUCUCAAAUAAGUUCGACAUAUUCAGCUUAGGUGUUGUAAUCAUAAAGAUAAUGACCGGACCAACAGGCUACUUCAGAAUUGAUGAAAUGUCUUCCCAACAAUUCAUAGAGCUUGUACAUGCGAACUGGACAAAAAGGCUCUAUGAGACAUCAGUGUAUCUUUUGGAUUCAUAUUUUGAACAAGUGAGGAGAUGCAUCGAAAUAGCUUUAAGCUGUGUGGAAGCCGAUCGAUAUAAAAGGCCGAGUAUAGGCCUAAUCGUCAGUAAGCUGAACGAGACAGAGACUAUGAUACAGUCUCCUGAUAAGGACAUACGGUCAUCGAUGUAUAAGAUCUUCCAUUGCAUUUCCAUCGAGAGUGAGUUGAUGGAUAACCCACUGAACAAAUUAAGAUCGUACCCUCUGCAUGUAAAUGAUAACAGAGGUAGGUCUCAUAAGAUAACACAUUCGACCAUUUGCAAGCCAGAGGAUGAUACAGCAACAUUUGAGGUCAGUUGGCCUUUUAGGCACUUGAACUUGACUCAUUAUCAGUUACAUACGAGGAUAUUGUUUGAUAUUUCUUCCUUUGUUGCACGCAUACUUUUCUGGGAGGCAAUCCGGCCGAAAAUUAUGGUAACAUAA